This is a messenger RNA of Ictalurus punctatus (channel catfish), 2402 nucleotides long. It is a transcript of the gene washc3, whose product is annotated as WASH complex subunit 3. Gene Ontology annotation, cellular component: WASH complex. The transcript is spliced from 7 exons. NCBI's taxonomy places the organism in Eukaryota, Metazoa, Chordata, Actinopteri, Siluriformes, Ictaluridae. Bases 1107 to 1730 code for a protein of 207 amino acids. The record is from RefSeq and is a predicted model, not a curated record. Gene Ontology annotation, biological process: exocytosis; actin filament polymerization.
UCUUUAUUCCCUCAUUUGCUGUUAUAAGGAGAGGAGAGAGACACAAGAUGAGACAGAGGAAGGGCUUAGUUAUUAAGGUUAUUAAGUGAAAGUACAGUGAGGAAAUAAAAAGCAGAGGCUGGAGAGAGAGAGAGAGAGAGAGAGAGAGAGACUGUUUAUAGCUGCUCUGACGGAAGUGAGAACAGGAUGUGACUUGCCCUAGAGUUGACAGUGGAUAUCUUUACCUGCCUACUGUAAUGUAAGGACAUCACCCUGAUGCUGGUACUGAAGAUCCGUUCAGCACACUCAGUACAGUCCGACUCUACAGUAUACAGAUGUGGAUGAGGAACGAGUCACAAUCACACUGUCCAGCGUCACCCUUUUGAGUCUGGUUCCUCUCGAGGUUUCUUCCUCGUGUCGUGUCAGGGAGUUCACCUCAGGCUUCUUCACGAAGGAUCUAAAUCUAUGCUAUAACGUCUACGUGACCAUCACGCCUGUACGUGUGGACCAUCCCGCUCCAGACUGACUCCCUCUGUGCUGUUAUAACAACCCCCACGCUUCUGGGAAGGCUUUCAAUUAGAUUUGUGGGGAUUUGUGUUCAUUCAGCUACAAGAGCGUUCAUGAGGUCGAGGUCAGAUGCUGAUGUUGAGAUGUCGAGGAGGCUCCGGUUCCAGUUCAUCCAGGUGUUCAGUGGGGUUGAGAUCAGGGCUCUGGAGUCUUCUUCCAGUCCAACCUUAACACACCACGUCUUCCUGGAGCUCGUGUACACACACGGGGCAUUGUUCUGUCAUCCAGUGAAGGGAAACUGUAACGCUGCUCUAUAAUACAAAGACUUUUUAUACAAUUGCAUGUUUCUAACUUUGUGGCAACAGUUUUGUGGAAGCAGCACAUGUGGGGGUGAUGGCAGGUGUCCACAAACUUUCGGGCAUUUUAAAGGACUUUUAGUAUGGCGCCUGCACUUCCGGGGGUGGGCGUGGUCAGCCUAAACGUCACAGGUCACGUUAAAAGUCACGAGGAAGAGGUCUUCCAUAACGAUGUUUACUGAAUACUGAACACUAAUAAGAAGCCGCGAGCGGCGUGUAAACGCUGUUAAGGACUUUACUGAACAUUAAUGAAGAGCUGUUAUCAUGGAUGAAGAUGGAUUACCGAUCGUGGGCUCAGGUGUAGAUCUUACGAAGGUUCCGGCGAUUCAGCAAAAAAGAAUCGUCGCUUUUCUCAACCAGUUCAUCGUCCACACGGUCCGCUUCCUCAACCGCUUUUCCACCGUGUGUGAGGAGAAACUUGCAGCGAUAUCGUUACGGAUCCAACAAAUCGAAACGACGCUCAGCAUCUUGGAAACAAAGCUGUCCUCAAUCCCUGGUCUGGAGGACGUCACAGUGGACGGAGUGGAUCAGAGGCCUUCUGCACAGACCAACGGACCAGCAGUGGGAUCCAGUACCCCUGCAGUCUCAACUGCUCCUUCUCCUCCUUCUGAGGUUCCUGGGCAAGGGCAGGAAGGCUCUCAGGGGCAUAAGAGAGAACCGGCGGCAGACAACGUGAUGACUGUAGCCAAGGACCCACGAUACGCCAGAUACCUCAAAAUGGUGCAAGUGGGUGUUCCGGUCAUGGCGAUAAAAAACAAAAUGAUCCUUGAGGGUUUAGACCCCAGUCUCUUGGACUCUCCAGACGCACCGGUACCAGACUGUAGCAAGAAGGCGCCCGAAGACCACGAUGACGCCAGCUCAGACAGCGAAUCGUCUUUCAGUGACUGACCGAUCGAUCGAUUAGUCCCGCCCUCUGACCUGAUCACGGGCUCUGUACUGAACCGUAAAUGUAUGUAGUGUACACACGCGCCCAUGCUGUGGACGCUCACACGGACUACGCUUGUGCCUUCGACGUGGCUGUGGGUGACCUACACGUCUCUCUUUACGUAGUGGUAAAGGUUCGGAUACAUUUAGAUAUAGACAAGAAGAGGACGAGAACGGCAGUCCUUUCUUAAAAAAUGUUUCUAAAAGAAAAUAUCCAUGAUUUUUUUUUUUUUCUCAUUAAUGUCAGUAUUUGAUUUUUAUUUUUUUUUAGUAAGUAUAAAUUACACUUGGACCAGGGUUUCUAACAAACUGUGUGAAGUUCUAGUGUAACCAAUCAAACGUGUGGGGGAACGUAUGAUGCCCCACCCCCAACACGUCGUUAUGAAAGCAAAUUGAUCACACGGUCAUUAAGGACAUCACAUGCUUUUAUUUCCCAACACAGGAGUCACGCACAUUGUGUAAUUACAUCCUUUUUAUUGUGGGUUAGCAUUACAGUAACAUGGAUUUAAAGUGCAAAAGCUAUGACUGCAUCAUUAUAGAUCUUUAUUUGCAAUGUGCUAAAUUCCUUCAGGCCUGUGUGAUUAAAUAACAUGUAUAUAAACAGAGUAUAAAAAUAAAAUUUGCUUAUAAAACUCA